AGGCGCGUCCCCUCCACAGCUCCGCCGCCGCUGUUUUGCUUGUAUAGUCUUCACGGAGGUUAACGCGACGGUGGAAGAAAGUUUUCCCCGGAGAAACAUCAACAUUCCCGGGUUUGGAAACCACGAAUCCUCGGCUCUGGAUGCUCCAAGUGGGAAAAAGCCUUCGUUUGUUAUUCCAACUCGUCGGUUUCCGGAUACCAGCGCACUGUUUUGUUUUGUUUUUUUUGGUGGAACAUUUGCACAGCAUCAGUUGGGGAUCUUCUGUUUCUAUAUUUUUUUUAUAUUGAAUCUGGGAUAACUUCACCUCGUCUCCAUUCGUCCUGCAAGGCACAUUCCAAGCAUGGAGACACCGAGGUAACAAGGGUGACAUUCUCCCAUCCGCACACCUCGAGGCCUUGUGCACCUCCCUUCCAACACCCUGCCAGCCAGUGACUCAUGCAGGGCGACCACAGCGUAGCAGUCUUGGCCGUCGCUCAGCGGACGGACAGGCUGACGGGUGAAGUGUCCGCCGCCGGCAGAGAGAAGUUGAGCUCCACGCUCGAGUUCAACAAGGCCACUUCCUGAUGAUGACAGUAAACAUGGAUGACGGUCUCCAAAAUGGACUCCGACAGCCCAGGAACUUACAAGAUGAUGAGGAGGCCCUCAACUCCAUCAUGAAGGACCUUGCGGCCUUGGGUAGCUGCUACACUCAGCACAACAGCCACAAACCCAAGAGCAGAACCUUGCUGUACAAACAGGAUUUAAGAGUCAAGUUGGAGCAUGAGAGAGAAAAACGGAUCAUUCCAUUUCAGAGGCCACUUAAGAUCAAGGAGCUGCUCCAGAAGGUCACAGAGGCCUUUGGCCAGCAGAUGGACAUGUUCUUCAUGGAGAAAGAGAUGCUGCUGCCCCUCAAAAGCCAGGAGGACUUGGACCAAGCUGUAUUUUCUCUCAGCGCCAGCACGGUGACCAACGGUCUGCUCAGGAUACUGCUGAAGACCCCUAAGAACAACCAUUACCUACAAGUGAACAGCAGGGACAAGCAAAGCGAGAUGAGGUCGUCACGGUCGCUCGGGGAUCUGAAAGGCUCGCUGCUGAAGGGUUCGGAGAGAGUGCGCAAACAUUCCACAGGGUCCCUACACACAGGCCGUACAUCGCCUCCCCCAGGAAGCGUCCCUGAGGAGCAGCAGCAGAUUGCUCGCCAGGGCUCCUAUACCAGCAUUCACAGUGAAGGGGAGUUCAUCCCUGAGAUGCAAGACCCGAAUUUGUUGGAUCCCUUCGGGAGUGCGGGCAAUUCACUGUCGAGCAGCUGUCAAUCCAUCGACCAAGCGCUUGACAGCCCGCCUUUCUCGCAGAACAACCGUGACAAUAAUUACCUGAACCUCAGCUACGAAUACAAAGGUCGCCAUGGGAAAGGUGGUACUUUUCCUCGCCAGUUCCAGUUGCCCAAUCGGAGCAAAGACUAUGGUGAUCGUCGCAGGACACUUCCGCGCAGCUUCAUGCCGCAGGAAAACCUGUUCCAGCUGGUUCCCUCUAGCCGUACGCGCAGCUAUAAUGGCGACAGUGGAGUCGGCCUCCAGUACGGCGAGCUGAGAACGUUGGGACGCAACGCGGACAAAAGCUGCCAGCGCGGCACGGCCAAGUCCCCGCGGGCGCCGGUCAACUGGCGACAGGGGAAGCUGUUGGGGCGGGGCGCGUUCGGUGAGGUUUACCUCUGCUACGACGCUGACACGGGCCGCGAACUGGCCGCCAAGCAGGUGCCCUUUGACCCUGACUGUCAGGACACCAGCAAGGAGGUGAACGCUCUGGAAUGCGAGAUCCAGCUGCUGAAAAACCUGCGUCACGAGAGGAUCGUGCAGUACUACGGUUGCCUGCGGGACAUGGAGCAGAGGAAGCUGACCAUCUUUGUGGAGUUCAUGCCCGGGGGUUCAAUAAAAGACCAACUGAAAGCCUACGGGGCUUUGACGGAGAAGGUGACGAGGAGGUACAGUCGGCAGAUCCUGCAAGGCGUCUCCUACCUGCACAGCAACAUGAUCGUCCAUAGGGACAUCAAAGGUGCCAACAUCCUGAGGGACUCCUCCGGUAACGUGAAGCUGGGAGACUUUGGGGCUAGCAAACGCAUCCAGACCAUCUGCAUGUCCGGCACAGGCAUCAAGUCAGUCACGGGCACUCCAUACUGGAUGAGCCCUGAAGUCAUCAACGGCGAGGGUUACGGACGCAAGGCAGACGUCUGGAGCGUAGCGUGCACUGUGGUCGAGAUGCUCACCCAGAAGCCACCGUGGGCCGAGUACGAAGCCAUGGCGGCCAUCUUCAAGAUCGCCACGCAGCCCACAAAACCGGCGCUGCCGGAUGGCGUGUCCGAUGCCUGCCGGGACUUCCUGCGCCAGGUCUUCGUGGAAGAGAAGUGGCGGCCCACCGCCGACGUCCUUCUCGGACACCCGUUCGUCCAGAGCGGCUUCGGCCCCAAAUGACUCGACUCCCAAUGACACUUAGUGUGAAAAAGAGCAGCUGUGAUUGGCUGCGGUUGGACUGAAAACGCUACUUAUCCGCCUCCAUUAGCAGGCAAUAUUUUUAUACGGCAAAGCAAAAAAAAAAAUCGGCCUGUUUUUCCUGUUUGUCAUCAAGCCUUACAAUAGGGUCGGCGGCUCGGAGAUCCCGCCAAAUGGCUGCAUCGGAGCCAAGACUGGAGAUACGGCACGUAUCAUUUUUCAUGCAGUGCGUUUUCCACGUUAAAUCAGGUCAUUGAUGAUGAAGCUCCUCAACACACUUCAACAAAGUACCUUGAUAAAUCCGCAAACAGAAGAACAUUUUUCCAAAGGUGCCUUUUACUCAGAACCGAUUGCUUUCAAUACAACAGGGCUUUACUCUGCAUUCCUUCAUCAUGCGGGCGGGUUCACGCCGUUACAUUUCCGAUAGGAACUAGAGGUGCAAAUUAUCUACGAUAAUGUCUAAUAUUGGUUUGAACAUACCAGAGAGAUCACCUUGAGGAUUGUACAUUGCACUUUUUGAUAUGACGCCACCUUUUUUACUCAACACGCCAGAUAAUCAGUAGUUAUUUUUCUACCUUUUUUUUUUUUUUUUAUACAUGUAAAUUUCAAACAGUUUUCAAAGCAAUACUGGCGACUCCUCUCAUUAGGCACCCAUCACAUCCAUUCCAGUCUACUGACAAGUAGCCAAAGACAAUGUUGAAGCACAUUCAAGUCUUGUCGUUGUUUAUGUACAGCAUGGCCUUCAACAGUGUUCUUUUGUUUUCAUUGCAGCCUCGUUCUACAUUUAUGGCAGCUUCCAAAUUCGAUGCAAUCCGAGUUCAAUCACGCCAUUGCCUUUACUUUGCUUCCCACACUGUAUAUGAAACAAAGCAAAUAAGCCCCAAAAAAGGUAGGGGGUAGUUUGGCACUUUUGAAAAGGAACGAUCAAAUGUUUUUACUUCACGCUCGUCUGUGCCUUACCUGCUUGGAACAAAUCCUGAUAGAAUUUUAUAUGGAUAUAAAAUUAAAAAAACAAAAAACAAAAACUACAUAUAUAUAUAUAUUCUGUAAAUACAUAUUGUUCUGCACUUUUGUAUGACAUUUUGAAUACAUGAAGAGAAAACUGUGUUCCGCAGUCGAUUGUAAUGUGACUUAGACCAGGGUUUGGAUGAUUGUCUCUUUCCGAGGCUUUCGACCGGGACACGCUUCUGUUUUUGUCUGAAUGACAAAGCCUAUUAAAAAAUGUAUCAAGUCAUUCAUCUUUUGUACAUUUAACUUAAUAAAUCAAAG
Molecule: messenger RNA, 3734 nt
Organism: Corythoichthys intestinalis (scribbled pipefish)
Lineage: Eukaryota; Metazoa; Chordata; Actinopteri; Syngnathiformes; Syngnathidae
Gene: map3k22
Product: mitogen-activated protein kinase kinase kinase 22
Exons: 19
Coding region: 564-2447 (627 amino acids)
Biological process (GO): protein phosphorylation
Molecular function (GO): protein binding; protein kinase activity; ATP binding
Source: RefSeq, a predicted model, not a curated record